AUGAGGGAAAUUGAUGCGCAUUUCGAUGCCUAUGAGCACCUGAAACACCUUCCACGAGAUGGCGAGGCGCUGCAUACCCUCCGUAAGGCUGCGUCCAUGGUCAAACCCAUGAUGAGGAAACGAGGCUGGAAGGUUGGAAUACUUGCCGAGUUCCUUCCUGAUGAGCCUCAACUGCUAGGCCUUAACAUCAACCGCACAGAGAGGAUCCUGAUCCGGCUGAGAUAUCACUAUGAUUCCAGGCAGUUUCUGUCCCUGGAGCAAGUCACAGAUACCUUACUGCAUGAACUCUGCCACAUAGUCAUUGGCCCUCACAAUGUCGACUUUAACAAUCUCUGGAACGAACUUCGGGAGGAGCAUCAGUCUCUUCUUGCGAAGGGUUACACUGGUGAGGGAUUCCUGACGCAAGGCCAAAAACUCGGCGGUAGGCGCAUACCGCUCGACGAGAUGCGCCGCCAGGCUCGGGUCGCUGCUGAGAAGCGACGAACGUCGACCGACGCCAGCGCAGGAGGGCAUCGCUUAGGUGGUUCACGGCCUACAGCACGCGGUGUUGAUAUGCGUAAAGUCAUCGCAGACGCGGCCUCACGCAGAAACAGCAUCACCGAAGGUUGUGCAAGCGGAAGCUCUGAGACUCAGCGGCUAGUCAACCAGGUCAAUCAGCAAGAGCAGGACAGGUUCCGCACCACAGCUGAGCAAGACGAUGCCAAUGAUUGGGCGAUUGCCCAAGCCCUGCAAGAUCUCAUGUACGACGAAGAAAUGCAGAGAUUAGGCGCCCCGACUGGAAACGGUGGGCUAAGUUGGGAUCCUCAAAACGGACUACAGUUCGACAGUGCACCACCUUCCCCUAGCAUCUCGCCAGCUCUACCAACUCAAUCUCACCCUACACGCAGCACAACCUACCCUCUUCCAGGCCAACCUCUGCCACGAUCAACUGCGCAAACGUCAUCAAAAGCACUAACACGUACUCCUUCAACAUCCGCAAGGACACCCUCGCGCCUUAUCUCAUACGACGAAGAGCAACGACGGAACAAGCGUCUUCCCCCCACACCACCGCGGCCAUCUCCGCGGCCAUCUCCGCCACAGCAAUCUGUCACGUUCCCUACUGACCCGAAUAAGUGGGCGUGUCCGCAAUGCACGCUACACAACCCACUCGACUAUCUUGCUUGUGGUGCCUGUGGCCUCGAACAGCCACCCCAGCCCAUACCAGAACAUAAACGCUUCGCAUCGUCAUAUACGGUACCUACUCUACCCAAACCACCGCCGCAGUCUGGACUGCGAGGGCAGGGUGCCACGCCGUUUGAACCUGCAAGAGGCAGGAUAGGCUGGAACUGUCUCGAGUGUGGGACCUUCAUGGAAAAUCAAUGGUGGACCUGUUCGCUUUGCGGAACGAUGAAGUCGGACUCGUAG
Bipolaris victoriae FI3 is the source of this 1404-nucleotide messenger RNA. RefSeq lists its product as hypothetical. The transcript is spliced from 3 exons. The record is from RefSeq and is a predicted model, not a curated record. Bases 1 to 1404 code for a protein of 467 amino acids. Lineage: Eukaryota; Fungi; Ascomycota; Dothideomycetes; Pleosporales; Pleosporaceae.